CCAAUGUUAGCCUCCAGUAGAGAUUGAAGUGACAAUGAAGGCCUGUAUCGUUCUAGCACUGUGUGUGGUGUCGGCUCUUGCCGGUCCUGAAGAGGACCUCUGGCUGAAGUUCAACACGGUUCGCCCGGCUGACUUGGAAGGUUAUGAGGUUCCAGAGUUCGAGGGCAGAAUUGUUGGAGGAAACGAAGUCAGCAUUGCCAACUUCCCGUACCAACUGUCACUUCGCCUAAAUGGAAACCACAUCUGCGGUGCCUCCGUCAUCUCCACCAGCUGGGCCUUGUCUGCAGCUCAUUGUGUCUUUCCUCAACCUUCCGUACAAGCCAUUACUCUGCGUGGAGGAAGCGCCAGCCGUGUGUCCGGAGGAGUCAUCUUCGGUGUUGCUCAGAUCGUGAUCCAUCAUCAGUACAACACCAACACCUUAGACAGCGAUGUGGCGCUUCUGCGAGCGACCACCACGUUCAGUGGAGCUAACAUCUCGCCGAUCGCCCUUAUGCCAAGUGGAACCGCUUUCCCCGCUGGUACCCGCUCCGUUGUUUCCGGAUGGGGUUUGACUACUCCUGGAGGAUCUCUGCCAACCAACCUGCGUGCUGUGAACAUUCCCGUCGUUUCCAUGGCCACUUGCCGUAGUCAGUGGGGAACCGCCCGUAUCACCAACACCAUGGUUUGCGCCGGAGAGCCAGGACGUGACGCCUGCAACGGUGACAGCGGUGGCCCACUUGUCGCUGGAGGAUUCCAAUUCGGUAUUGUGUCGUGGGGUGCAGUUCAGUGCGGGGGCCCUCUUGCUGGCGUUUAUGUUAACGUUGGUGUUCCUGGCAUCCGCAGCUUCAUCAGCUCGAACACCGGUGUGUAAUUGAACAUCUUUCAAAUAAAUCAAUAGUUAGCAAGAACGAUUA
This is a messenger RNA of Aedes albopictus (Asian tiger mosquito), 893 nucleotides long. RefSeq lists its product as uncharacterized. Bases 35 to 850 code for a protein of 271 amino acids. The transcript has 3 exons. Gene Ontology annotation, biological process: proteolysis. NCBI's taxonomy places the organism in Eukaryota, Metazoa, Arthropoda, Insecta, Diptera, Culicidae. Gene Ontology annotation, molecular function: serine-type endopeptidase activity. The record is from RefSeq and is a predicted model, not a curated record.